Molecule: messenger RNA, 1809 nt
Organism: Penicillium griseofulvum
Lineage: Eukaryota; Fungi; Ascomycota; Eurotiomycetes; Eurotiales; Aspergillaceae
Product: flavin-containing monooxygenase
Exons: 1
Coding region: 1-1809 (602 amino acids)
Source: RefSeq, a predicted model, not a curated record
AUGGGUAGCAUUGGCCCGAGCGAAACCGAACUGGGAUUUGAUCCCAAAGCGCUUCAUGACAAAUAUCAAGCAGAACGCAACAAACGUCUACGCAGCGAUGGUGUGGAUCAGUACGUGCAGUUGGAUCAAGACAGUCUGGACCCAUAUGUGGAUUCGCCUAUUGUUCAGGACCCCGUGGAGGAAGAUGUCGACUUCCUUAUUAUGGGAGGCGGAUGGGGUGGUCAACUGAUUGCUGUGAGACUGAUUCAAGCCGGAAUCACCAACAUCAGAAUUGUGGAAAAGGCUGGAGAUUUUGGGGGUGUGUGGUACUGGAACAGAUACCCCGGGGCUGCUUGUGACACCGAAUCGCACAUUUACAUGCCAUUGCUGGAAGAAUUGGGUUACAUGCCGGCCGAGAAGUACGCAAAGUCGCCUGAGUUACGGGAGCAUGCUCGCAAUAUCGGCAUCAAAUUCGGCAUGUACGACAAAGCUCUCUUCCAGACCGAACUGUCGGCCCUUGACUGGAAUGAGGAUACUGGGCGCUGGGUUGGAACAACAAACCGCAACGAUCAAAUCCGAGCUAAAUUCGUGGCAACAGCAAGUGGCCCACUGCACAAUGCGAAGAUUCCACGUAUCCCCGGCUCUGAGACAUUCAAGGGACAUUCUUUCCACACCAAUCGCUGGGACUACAAUUAUACUGGGGGAGAUACCACCGGAAACCUGGACAAGAUAUCAGAUAAGCGCAUCGGUAUCAUUGGGACAGGAGCGACAGCGGUUCAAGCAAUUCCCCAUCUUGCGGAAGGUGCCAAACAUCUCUACGUGUUCCAACGCACUCCAUCUUCCAUCGACGUUCGAAACAAUCGACCGACGGACCCGGAGUGGGUGGCUAGCUUGACACCGGGAUGGCAAAAGCGAAGGAUGGAGAAUUUCAAUACGAUUGUAACUGGUGGUCAGGCGGACGAAGACAUGGUCAAUGAUAACUGGACCGAUAUUAUCCGCAGACUGUCGGUUUUAGGAGGCAAAGAUCAGCCAACGGCUUUACCGGACAUGGCAGCACUCCGGCAGCUUGCCGAUUUCCAAAAGAUGGAGCAAAUCCGUGCUCGGGUGGACAGUAUUGUUCAUGAUAAAUCGACUGCCGACAAGCUGAAGCCAUGGUAUAAUCAGUUCUGCAAGCGACCCUGCUUCCACGAUACCUAUCUUCCAACCUUCAAUCGCCCCAAUGUUACCUUAGUUGACACCGAGGGCCAAGGUGUCGAGAAAAUCACUAAGGAUGGCAUUAUUGCUGGUGGCAAAUUUUACGAGUUGGAUUGUAUCAUCUACGCCACAGGGUUCGAGUAUUCCGUCAACCAUUCCAAUAGAUCUGGACUUGCCAUCCGAGGUCGUGAAGGACUUGAGCUUUCGGAGAAGUGGAAGAACGGUGCAUCCACACUUCAUGGUUUGCACAGCAAAGGCUUCCCCAACCUCUACAUUGUCAGCCUUCUGCAAUCAGGUCUUACUCCUAAUCUGACUCACAUGCUCGACGAACAGGCCAUCCAUAUUGCCUACGUCACUUCAUGUUGCAUGGAAAAGGGUAUCAAUGUAUUGGACACUGCAGCGGAGGCCGAGGAAAAAUGGGUUCAGACCAUUGUUGAGCUUGGAAAGCUCCAACAAGACUUUGUGAAAGAAUGUACACCCGGUUACUACAACAACGAAGGAAAGCAUUCGGAGGCGGUUCUUCGGAAUUCUACUUACGGACUCGGGUCUCCUGUCUUCAUUGAAUUGUUGAGGAAUUGGCGAAAGACAGGGAAACUUGAGGGCCUCGAAUAUGUGAAGAAGGUCGAGGCACUCUGA